Molecule: messenger RNA, 1800 nt
Organism: Charadrius vociferus (killdeer)
Lineage: Eukaryota; Metazoa; Chordata; Aves; Charadriiformes; Charadriidae
Product: putative ATP-dependent RNA helicase TDRD9
Exons: 14
Source: RefSeq, a predicted model, not a curated record
AUGAAGAAUAUUCCUCCCUAUGGAUACCUGUACCAUAAACAGUUGCAGUCACUGUUUAGACAGUGUGGGCAGGUAAAAUCUAUUGCCUAUGAUGGAUCAAAGGCUUUUGUGGAGUUCUCUCGUAACCCAAUGGAGGGCUUUAAGAUACUUCCUGCAGUGUAUCUGUCAGUCAAGAUGUCACAGCUCAAAAUUCCUCUUGAGCUGAACGUUCAUUAUCCAGAUGAUAUUGAAAGGCAAUUGCAAGGUGUGAGAGCUGCAAGUAUGGAAUCUCUAAGAGUGAAUGUGGACUGUCAGAAGCAGACAGUGGAGCCUGUGGAAAUCUCAUUUGGUACUUCACAACAGUCAAAGAUGAUCCCAAGUCGUUUUCUGUCCAUCAGGAUAACAGAGAUAGUAGAAGUUGGACACUUCUGGGGUUACAGAACAGAUGAAAAAAAUAGGACUGUACUCCAGGCUCUAACUGCUGAAAUUAACUACCAGAACCUGAUGGAUUUAACAGUGUCUCCACAUCCAGAGUUGGUUUGUCUGGCACCGUUCACUCAUCUGGAAAACAGAGGAUACUACAGAGCUCGUAUUCUGAAUGUUUGUGGAGAUUUUGCUGAGGUUUUUUUUGUGGAUUAUGGCAAUAGAUCAAAAGUGCCUUUAAAGAAAUUGAAAGAGAUUCCAACCUGUCUUCGAGAGCUUCCUUUCCAGGCUUUAGAAUUCAAGAUAUGCAAGAUGCGUCCAUCUGCAAAAUCUCUUGUAUGUGGGGAAUGGUGGAGUUACAGUGCUAGCCAGAGAUUUGCCUCACUGGUAAACGGCUAUACUCUUCUAGUGAAGGUGUAUUCAGUUGUGCAUAGUGUUCUGCAUGUGGAUGUUUUCCAUUACUCGAGGUGCAAAGAGGAGCUUCUGAAUAUUCGAGAUGUUCUUAUUGAAGAACAUUAUGCUGAACUAGCGAAAGAAUCAUACGAAUCUCAACAAAGCCAUGAUUUGCUCAAAGGAUUAUUUUUGGACCAAGUGAAGAACGAAGAGAAAAUGGCUGUAUCUUCAAGAAAGAAAGAAAAGCAUCUAAUUGAAAGAUUGUUAAACUUGUUUUCUGACAAUAAAUCUGGUGCACCAACCUAUAAGGUAGCAGUUUUUGGGCCGUUCAGUCCUUAUGAGGUGAAAUGCUACAGUAUGACUAGAGUAUCCCAGUUCAGAAAUGCUUUCAUACAGAAGGAAAGCAUAAACUCUGUUGUUGUCCAUGAUGCUCCAGAAGAUCCCUUUCAGCAAUUGUUGGUUGCUGCUUCUUUAUCAGUAAAUGCAACUGGAUCUACUGUGAUUUUAGAGGAAACAUCUUUGAUGCCUCCUAUUCCUGGCCUGCUUGCACUUCUCAGUAUGCUGUUUGCUCCUGCUAUAGAACUCAGGGUUGAUAAAAGUGGAAAGUAUUAUACUGGUGUUCUGUGCGGUUUGGGUUGGAGUCAGACUUCUGGGGCUCCGCUGCUUCCAGAAAAUGACAUGGAGCUGACAUUUGACGUGCAUUUUGGAGUGGAAGACAUAUCAGAGAUAAACAUCCUAAGGACAGCCAUUAAUAAGCUGCUCUGUGAAUGUGCAGUGUGUUCUGGACAAGGGAGAAUGACACAGCUGCAGGAAAAUGUUCGUCAGAAACUUCUAUGUUUAAUCUGCAAACCAAAACCUCGAGAUAUAAUUGUUCCUGUAUGGUAUGAGAAGCCAUAUGCAUGGAACCAGGUGGAUUCUCAGUGUAUCAUUGACCAGUCAGAAAAGAAGCAGGAAAGAGGAAAUGAUCUUUAUCAGCUACAUAAACUUGUUGUGUUGAAUGUUUAA